AUGGAUCCACUAUCGAUCAGUUCCAGCGUUAUUGCGAUCGCAACAUUAGCCGCUCAAGUCUGUUCUAAGUUGUCGGAACUACGAACUUUAUACAAGCGCCUGCCUGGUCGGCUGCACGCCGUCAACAUUGAGGUUGCUGACCUGGGAGUGCUCCUCCUGGAAUUUGCCUUUGUGGCGAUUGUAUAUAAGCUCACUGCUGCCUGUCGUGCGGGGCGAGCGCCAAUAUCCAUUCACAUCCGCGCGGGAACUGACCGUUUCCGGGCGAAGUAUGACAACAAAUAUACUGAUGGGGAUUUCGCUGAUUGCCUGCGCCAACGGCCUGAUUUCACGGAAAAGCUGGCUAUUGCGGUUGAUGAGCUGCUAAGCGUUAUCAAUCAGCAACCUGUUGCUGAUCAGUCCUCAGACAGUCUUAUGGAAGCUGGCUUCUUCUACUGUUUUCCUUCCCGAGUUAACUCACGACUGGAGGAUAUGCUCCAAGAGCGCAGCAGUGCCGCCAGCUCGGAUGGUAGCUUUGCAGAUGUAUCGGAGUACCUGUCUAUAUGCUGA
This is a messenger RNA of Aspergillus welwitschiae, 546 nucleotides long. RefSeq lists its product as uncharacterized. NCBI's taxonomy places the organism in Eukaryota, Fungi, Ascomycota, Eurotiomycetes, Eurotiales, Aspergillaceae. The transcript has 2 exons. The record is from RefSeq and is a predicted model, not a curated record. Bases 1 to 546 code for a protein of 181 amino acids.